AUGGCUGCGUACGUAAACCGCAUUGAAAAUAUAAGAAGACUGGUGGAUAUCGAAAAUGGACACCCCCGUAGGGUCCGCCAUCUCCAUUAUGUGGACCCCGAUGAGAACAGGACGGACGAGGACUUCAGAAAGCGGUACCGAUUCACGAGAGACGGUUUUACACGAAUUCUCUACUUUUUACGAGAUGACUUACCCGAACCAGUGAAUAACCGUGGAAAUCCGGUGCCGCCAAGUUUGCAACUCAGAAUUGCUUUGCGAUUCUAUGCCACAGGUAGUUUCCAAAUUGUAGCUGGAGAUUUACUACAAAUUUCCCAGUCGUCUGUGAGCAAAAUCGUUGCUAAUGUUUCACGAGCUGUUGCCAGAAAACGAGGCGAUUUCAUACAGUUUCCAGAGGGACAAGCAGCAACGGCUGUGCAAGCCAAGUAUUAUGAGAUUGCCGAGUUUCCACUUGUUGUAGGCUGUGUGGAUGGUACGCACAUCCCCAUACAAGCUCCAAAUCUGGAAAAUCGGGAGAUAUAUAGGUGUCGGAAAUCGUUUAUGUCGCUGAAUGUGCAGGGGAUAAGUGAUGCAAACCUGCAGUUCAUCAACAUAGUCGUGAGGUGGCCUGGUUCUACUCACGAUGCACGCAUAUUUGACAACAGCCUGAUUUGUACCAGAUUCGAAAAUAACGAACUGACCGGUUUGUUGCUUGGGGACCCAGGGUAUCCUUGUCGGCCAUUUCUUAUGACACCAUUCAGGAAUCCCAAUGGACCAGCGGAAAACAGCUUCAAUCGCGCACAGAGGAGAACCCGAUCACUCGUUGAACGCAUGUUCGGUGUAUGGAAGCGUCGUUUUCCAUGUCUGAAAUUCGGGAUCCGCUGCAAAUUAACGACCACUAUGGCAGUAAUUGUAGCCACAGCUGUACUUCACAAUAUUGCGACGGAUUUACGUGAGGACGAUUUUCCUGAUGAAAAUAAUGAAGCUGAAAUGGAAGGUAUUGGCGACGUGGACAACGCCGCAUUACAUGAUGUGCUUGGAAAUGCAAUGAGGCAAACAAUAGUUCAGCGGUAUUUUCAAUGA
Molecule: messenger RNA, 1059 nt
Organism: Lineus longissimus
Lineage: Eukaryota; Metazoa; Nemertea; Pilidiophora; Heteronemertea; Lineidae
Product: putative nuclease HARBI1
Exons: 1
Coding region: 1-1059 (352 amino acids)
Source: RefSeq, a predicted model, not a curated record